Molecule: messenger RNA, 1406 nt
Organism: Neltuma alba
Lineage: Eukaryota; Viridiplantae; Streptophyta; Magnoliopsida; Fabales; Fabaceae
Exons: 3
Coding region: 1-1356 (451 amino acids)
Source: RefSeq, a predicted model, not a curated record
AUGGAGCUGCUUCGUUUUGCUGUUUUUUCUGUUCUGCUAUGUCUGGCUCUUGCGGGGAGUGAUAUGACGUCGUCACAUUCGGCUGAAGAAUACUGGCAUUCAAUCUGGCCAGACACUUCUAUGCCUAAGAAUUUGGAGUAUCUGUUGUGGUCUGGCGUGAACGAUGCAGAGAAAGAUGAUACUCAAUAUCCCUAUACCAGCUUCUUUGAAGAAGACCUUCAUGCUGGCAAACAAAUGAACAUAAUAUUCAAGAGUCCUUAUGCUAAUGAGGAGCAGAAAAUUGAUAUUGUGGAGAAAGAUCCAGAGAAGUCCUUAUCUUCUCAAUCUUGGAAUGCUUUAUCAGAAAAGUCAAGCUUGAAUCAACCUUAUGGGGUUGGUACAUGGAAAAGACACGUAAGGGAUGCUGACAAGUCAAGCUUGAAUCAACCUUAUGGGGUUGGUACAUGGAAAAGACACGUAAGGGAUGCUGACAAGUCAAGCUUGAAUCAACCUUAUGGAGUUGGUACAUGGAAAAGAAGCAUGGUGGAUGUUGAUGAGUCAAGCUUAAAUCAACCUUAUGGAGUUGGUACAUGGAAAAGAAGCACGGGGGAUGCGUGGAAAAGAAACCCAGUGGAUGUUGACAAGUCAAGCUUGAAUCAACCUUAUGGAGUUUAUACGUGGAAAAGAAACCCAGUGGAUGUUGACCAGUCAAGCUUGAAUCAACCUUAUGGAGUUUAUACUUGGAAAAGAAGCGCAGUGGAUGUUGAUAGGUCAAGCUUGAAUCAACCUUAUGGAGUUUACACAUGGAAAAGAAACCCAGUGGAUGUUGACAAGUCAAGCUUGAAUCAACCUUAUGGAGUUGGUACAUGGAAAAGAAAUGCAAUGGUAAAUAAUGAGCCUAAGAGUUUAAGAUUGAAAGAAAUAUGCAAUGUUAAGGAAAGGUUUGUUGGAGAAGAUGGCAAGUUUUGUGCAGAGUCUGUGGAAUCAUUACUUGAUUUCGUCAUUUCAAAGUUGGGGAAGGACAUUGAAGCACUCACAAGCUCGUUUGUGCCUCAUCAAACUCAGUACACAAUAUUGGAGGGUGUUCAGAGGGUUUCAAGUGAAGGUGUGAUGUGUCACAAGCUGAAUUUCAAGAAGCCUGUGUUUUACUGUCAUCAAGUGAAUGCAACAAUCACUUACAUAGUUCCCAUGAAAGCUGCUGAUGGCACGAGAACAAAUAUAGUGGCUCUUUGCCAUCGUGAUACGAGAGGCAUGGAUCCCCAUAAUUUGUUCCAUCAACUCAAAGUCCUACCAGGAACAGUGCCAGUUUGCCAUUUCUUGGGAUCCGGAGCUAUCUCUUGGGUUCCAAGAAAUAAUGAGCUUAAGGCUUCUCGCUAAGCAAGCUAGGCUAGUCUCUAGCUUUGGUGGGUUACGACUUUUAAAUAAAA